GAGCUAUUAUCCCGGUGGUCCAUUUGAGGAUCGUGACGUGGUGAUUGGUCAGUGAUCUGCCUAUUGAUAAAUAUCACCAGCGUUAGCUACGUUGUGUUCAGGUCACCGGACCUCCGCUGAACAUAUGUAUGAGCUGUAGUGUCCGUGCAGUAGAAAGUGUGCUCGGUGGUUCUGACGGGAAUCAGAAGGUUUGCUGCUGAUUUAUCUGAGUGAUCAUCAGGGCUGUGUGAUUUGCAUUAGCUGUGACUGACUGAGCAGAACUGAGCCGGCGGCAGCAUGAAGCUCUACAGCCUCAGCAUCAUCCAUAAAGGAGCGACCAAAGCCAACCUCCUCAAAGCGGCCUAUGACCUCUCCUCCUUCAGCUUCUUUCAGCGCUCCAGUGUUCAAGAGUUUAUGACCUUCACCAGUGCCUUGAUUGUUGAGCGGACAUCACAAGGAAGCCGUGCCUCUGUUAAAGAACAAGAGUACCUGUGCCAUGUGUAUGUAAGAAACGACAACCUGGGUGCUGUGGUAAUCGCAGAUACUGAAUACCCACAGAGAGUCUGUUUCACAUUGCUAGAGAAGGUAUUAGAGGAGUUCUCCAGGCAAGUGGAUAGUAUAGACUGGCCCUCUGGUAAUCCUGAAACCAUAAACUACAAAAGCCUGGACAUUCACCUUGCUAAAUACCAGAACCCCAGGGAAGCAGAUGCAAUGACCAAAGUGCAGGCAGAGCUGGAUGAGACGAAGAUCAUUUUGCACAACACGAUGGAAAGUCUGUUGGAGAGAGGAGAGAAACUGGAUGAUCUUGUGGCAAAGUCAGAGCACUUGGGAAACCAAUCCAAAGCCUUCUACAAGACUGCACGGAAACAGAACUCAUGCUGUGAAAUCAUGUGAAGUCGCUGCCUCGUCCUCGUGGACACGCCUCUCUCUGCCUUUCUGCUUUUCCUACAACUCCCAUCAUGCACCUGCCACAAGCUCUCAACACAGAGGACAGAACCGACGCUGUCUCAUCCAGGUUUGGGGCGCCAGGAUAAGAGCGAGAAAGGGUGUAAGGGGGUGGCCAGUGGAAGUGUGACUUCUCCGGAUCGUGGCUGAUGGGGGCUGAAGGAGUGAUGGGGUUUGGUCAGGGGAAGCAGUAACAUUUGAAUUAUUUUUAACCUUUUCAAAGGGUGAACAUCUGUCUGGUGUUUCAAUACCAAGGACAUAAUAGCGUGACGUGUUUUAGUGAUGUAUUGUUGAAAACGUCUUCAAACCAUUUAAUGUUAUUCAGAUUCAAUCAAUUCUUAACAGUUUGAUUUCAAAGUAUUAACCACAGUUGGGCUUCUGCUUCAAGGCAACUCUGACAAUCUCGCAGUCUUAUCUUGUGAAUUCAUAGAAUUACGUCACUGUUUUGGUUCAAUUCUUGUUUUUCUUGCAGGCAUAACCUUUGUUGCCCACCAGGUGGCCCUGUUUUAUUUAGUGUAUUUGUCCAGUGAGCCUCAACAUUGAGGCCAAUCUAAAAACUCUAAUGACAGUAAGUAGCUGCUUGAACAUGUGAUAUCAAAAUCUCACAGAAUUUUACAGUAGUAGUUUUGAAACAUCCUUGCUAGAUUAGAUUAGGCUACACAACUUCCUUUGCUUUACUCAUAAUGUUAAAUGUAAUCUUAAACAUUCCCGCUUCGGGUGAGUGUGUUAUUGAGUGAUGAUGCACCUUUAAAGCUGAUGAGAAUAGAUGUGAAAAUGUUUCUUCAUAGACGCAGCCUUAUUGCAGAGUGGCUAACAUGUUAACCCCCCCCCAUGUUCUGUUUAAACAUUAUGUCUCAUGAGGAGGACUGACUCUCUUUUGUGUACACUUUGUGCAUUUUAGCCAUGCUUUUCACUCUUAAAGCCAACACAUGGCGCUUAAGAAGGUUUUUAGAGUUCAAAAGCUGACUCAGACUUCUGCAGUCCAGGGCUCAUGUGUACCUCUCAAUCCUGGGAUCACUGACAUUUUACCAUCAUUUAUUGUGACUGAGGUGAUUCUGGGAAUCCUCAGGUGCUGUUGCACUCUUUGGCCUCAAGUUUCUCCUGAAAUGGGUGUAACUUUUGAAAUAGAACAGAGAUAUGUUGAGCGAUGUUAAUUGAAUGAUUUCACACCCUAGUCUUAUUUUAAGACACUCCACAGCUGACCUUUUCUUUUCUUUUUUUUUUUUUUUACUGUCAGCACCGUUUGCUUGGUAUUUAGGUCCGACUGGGUCGAAAUUUCUUUCUUCAGGAACUGCUCAUCAGUUUAUGAUAUAGACAUGCCUUUGGUUGUGUAUUUUAGAUGUUUCUCUGCUCACUUUCUGCUGUAUGUAUGUAUGAUUUGCUGAUAUACAACAUCUGCAGGCUGCAUUGAUGUGGUGUGUGUGUGUGCGUGUGUGCGUGUGUGUGUGUGUGUGUGUGUGUGUGUGUGAGAGAUCUGAAUUGCUCUUUCUGCUUUUACAGUGUAAACUUUGGUGCAAUAUCUCUGCAGACUGUUGGUGUGUAUCUCUCUAAAGUAGAGAGAAGAAACUAAACUAUUUCUCAUAAAGGACAGUAAAUUGACCUUUGUAUAUGCUAUUCUUAUGACUAAUUCCCAUGUGAAGCGUGUCCAGGGUUGUUUCUGACAUAUUUGUUUAAUUUCUUCUUUUCAAACUUUACAAUUAAUGUGCUGAAUUGGGAAAUCUGUCAAAUCUAUGGAGUCACGCUGAAGCUAUUUGCAGGUCUUGUCUUACUGACCAGUGUGUUAAACAGUCUGCGUUAAACGUUUUGAUCCAGAUGUGGUUUGCAAACUUAAAACAAGACUUCAGAUAAUAAACUGUUCUUUUCUGUCUGUAUUAA
Messenger RNA from Dicentrarchus labrax (European seabass), 2799 nucleotides. It is a transcript of the gene ykt6, whose product is annotated as YKT6 v-SNARE homolog (S. cerevisiae). Gene Ontology annotation, biological process: endoplasmic reticulum to Golgi vesicle-mediated transport. NCBI's taxonomy places the organism in Eukaryota, Metazoa, Chordata, Actinopteri, Moronidae. The record is from RefSeq and is a predicted model, not a curated record. Gene Ontology annotation, molecular function: SNAP receptor activity. Gene Ontology annotation, cellular component: Golgi apparatus. The transcript has 8 exons. The coding region runs from base 277 to 873 and encodes 198 amino acids.